Monopterus albus (swamp eel) is the source of this 2570-nucleotide messenger RNA. Its product is annotated as coiled-coil domain-containing protein 89. Bases 277 to 1335 code for a protein of 352 amino acids. The transcript has 8 exons. Lineage: Eukaryota; Metazoa; Chordata; Actinopteri; Synbranchiformes; Synbranchidae. The record is from RefSeq and is a predicted model, not a curated record.
AUAUAUUCAAAACCGUGUACUUAAACUCCUGAAGGAAUACUACAGACGGACUGUGGUGCUUCGCUGUGCUGUUGACCGGUAAGAAGCCCAACAUCGCCAUCGUGCGGCCGAGCGGCGUCACCACGUCACCUGCCACUGCUCAAAGAUGGUUGCCAUUAGCAACCCAGCAACUGAAACUCGGAGAUACUUUCUUUUAAAGUUGUACUAACCGAGCAUUCAGUGAAUAAAUAACCGUUUGUCUACGCAAGCUUUACCCUUUAACUGCUUUUGCUCAUCAUGGCAACUCCACAGAGAAAUACAGAAAAUUUCAGGAAGGAGGGAAACACGAUGGAGCAUAUGGACAAUAUUCAGACGUCACUGGAGAAACUAAGAUUUUCUGCAGAGGAUAUGACAGGGACAGAGAUGCUGCGGUCCAGGAUAGAUGAACAGUCAAAUCUGAUCUGCAUACUGAAAGAGAGAGCAGAUGAUCAGCUUGUUCGAUAUCAAGCCCUGCAAAAAAUGAAUGCGGAGCUGGAGGACAGAGCGACAGAGCACCAGAAAGAACUGGCCGAAGAAAGAAUGAAGGCAGAGAUAUUAGAGAAGAGAUUUAUGGAUUUAGCUGAAAACAAUCAAGCAAUUAUUGCUUUCAUGUAUGAGUACAAAAAUCAAAAUGCCCAGUUAAAAAUGGAAAACAAACAGCUGCAGGCCAAAAAUGACACACUCCUCUCUCAAAAAUCACAAGAUAGUGACAUGAUUGUUCAAAAACUGAUGCAAGAAAUGAAACAACUGACAGAAAAAUACACAAAUAAAGAAACUGAAUAUCAGGUGACAUUAGCUGGAUGGCAGUCAAAACUCCUGGAACAAGCAACUCAACAUCAAGCCAAGGAGGCAUCCGUACUUGAGCAAUUGCAUGAUGCUCAGCAACAGCAAAGAGAGGCUGUGGAGAUGUACAGAGACCAGAAGCUGAAACUCCAACAUGCUGAAGAAGAGCAUGCACUGAAGGAGCUCAACAUGAGAGAAAGGAUAACAAGCCUCACCAAAGAGAAGGAUAAAUUAUUAUCAGUGUCUUUGGAAAGAGGGAGAGUGAUACAGGAAAAACAAGAGGAAAUCCAGCAGCUGGAGAAAAAAUGGAAAGAAGAAAGAAAAGCCUGGGCCAAAGCAGAGGACAGGUUUGAACAGGAAGCAGAAGCUGUUAAUGCAGAUGUAAGAGUCAAAUCUCUCCAGUCUGCUCUUGAUGAAUCAGUGACAAAAUAUGAGAAACUAGAAAAGGAUUUCGAAGCCUUCAAAGAGCACAGCACCAACCUCCUUACACAGGAAAGGGAGCUGAAUAAGAAACUCAGACACAUGAUAGGCUAAACCUUAGAAGUAUAAAAGGGAUGUUUUCUUGCAAAUGUGACUUUUAAUGAAAUCAAAUACUUUUCACCAAGAAUAUUUGUUCACUAACAGUGGUGCCAGCUCAGAAAAAAGGAAGCAAACCAGAACAAAAAAAUAUACUGUACUGUAGGAUCUGCAAAUGAAGAAAGACAACUUGACAACUUAAAAAUGUUUCUGCAGCGUAUAGGAACACUAUGAAUGGGUGUCAUUUACCACAGAGCAAAUUAAUGUGGUGAACUUUGCCAAGCUGUCAUUCAGUGGUAGUUGCAAUGUUGCACUGUGCAACAUUCCUUUGUGUCAGAAAAUCUCCUCUAAUUACUUCUUGCUUGGAGCGUCGCAGUACAAGCCUCUUCACCUGAAGCACAGCAGGAAAAAGCUCCAUGAAUCUUACACCAGUCUGCACAGGACCAACCCCAGAAGCAUGUCAAAAGGUCACUUAGACAAGUGAAGGAUCAGAUGGUCAUUUUUAGGUUCUGUGAGGUGAAAUACCACCUGAAAGUUUUGUAAAUCAUCUUUUGAAAUAUAAGUUUCAUGUCACUCACCUUUUGAGUGUAACCCCCUUCUAAUAAGAAAAAUAUAUUAAAUAAAUAAAAGAAACUAUAUCACAACGGAACAACACAAGAUAUUCUACAUUUAGGUAACUAACAGAUCAUUGUUUGAGCAUACUGUGAGGCCGUCAUUGCUUAAAGUCUUUCUAUACUAUUUGUGGACCCUUUAUCUUUUGUUGAUUGCAGUAACGUUAGCUCGUGUCUUAGAAGGGUCUCGUUAAGGUUUUUUGAGAACGUUUUGAUUAUGCACUGUUUCUUAUGUGUAACAGAACACGAUCUGAUUGCUCUUUUUCUAGCAGCUCUUCACUGGUCACCAUUGCUUUGCAAUUUUAGAACUAAUUUAGAAAGUUUUUACCUUUCAACCUUCCUUUCUCAAGGGAGUGCUGUUAUGAUGAUUCCAAAAUCAAGGGCAGAGGCCAAAGGUGACCAGGCCUUUGCUUUUGCCUCUAAACCUUAAAACACCACACCUGUGGAAUUUAGGCUGCCAUCAAUUUCACUUUCUCAUCACCUCUUGAUGUUGUUGCCAUUUUUCCAAGUGCUGUUUUCUUUAAGUGUAACCAUAGUGUGUAAAUGUAUCUACUAGCUAUUACUUCUGCUGGCAGUUAAUAACAUUGCCCUGACGAUUGUACUUGGAGUAAUUAAAAUUCCAAACUGAGCCAACACGUUACC